Aspergillus pseudotamarii is the source of this 1206-nucleotide messenger RNA. RefSeq lists its product as uncharacterized. Lineage: Eukaryota; Fungi; Ascomycota; Eurotiomycetes; Eurotiales; Aspergillaceae. Gene Ontology annotation, molecular function: dioxygenase activity. The record is from RefSeq and is a predicted model, not a curated record. The transcript has 4 exons. Bases 1 to 1206 code for a protein of 401 amino acids.
AUGGCACCCGCAGCCCCCUUCAACCCACCAUCCGCCAACCUUCCUGGCAAACCUUUCGUUCCAGAAUGGGUUCCGCCUCCUGUCACCAAGGAAAAGCACAACUUCGCCGAGCUCAAGUCGAUUGACCUUUCACUGCUGGACUCAGAUGACUCAGCUGUGGUCGAUGACCUUGUCCAGCAGGUCAAAGUGGCCAUCCGUGAUGACGGCUUUUUGUUUCUCGAGAACUAUGGAGUCUCUCUAGAACAGCUCCAUCGCCAAUUCGCCCUGGCACAAUACCUAUACAAUAACAUCAGCGAGGAGGACAAAGAACGGCUCCUUUUCCACCCCGACAGCGGGAAAUGGUCCGGUUACAAGCACCCCUACGGAUUCAAGCGUCACCGCGGAGCACCCGACGGCAUCGAACAAUUCAACUGGUACAAGCCCGAUUGGGAAGAUAUCAACCGCGUGCCAACCUGCCUGCACCCGUUCAUGGACGAGAUAGAGGCGUUCAGCAAUUAUCUCACCAAGUCCGUCAAUCGACGACUCCUCACCGUCCUGUCGCGCGUCCUAGAGUUGCCGGACGACUAUCUCUGGAACAAUGUACAAUCCCACGGCAGCCCAACCGGCGAAGGCUACUUCCGUCAUGCGCUCUUUCGACCCGUCCAGAAACAAACCCAAGAAGCAUCCAAGGGCCUUCGCAUGCACGGCCACACAGACUUUGGUUUGACAACAUUGUUGUUCUCGGUCCCUAUCUCAUGUCUCCAGAUCUGGGGCCGCGACGAACAAUGGUAUUAUGUGCCCUACAAGCCCGGCGCGCUUGUUAUUAACAUCGGAGAUACAAUGGAGAUUGUCUCGGGCGGACAUUUCAAGGCGACUCGCCACCGUGUCUUCAGGCCACCCGCAGACCAGUUGCACGAAGAGCGUCUUUCGCUGGUGCUGUUUAAUAGUUCCAUUGGUGAUUUGCGUAUGGCUCCGGCAGAGGAAUCAAAACUGAUCCAACGAGAGGGCUGCGUCGAGGAGCAAGGAGUUUAUAAGGAGUUCAAGAAGCUCACGUCGCAGGGCAGGCUUGUGCCCACCAAUCGCCAGUGGCGCGAGAUCCAAAUUGCGACAUGUACAGACCCGACGGAUACGGUAAAUAAUAGAGUGGGGGCUCAUCAAGUGCUGAUUGAUGGCAAGGUCAUGCAUCAGCGGGAGUAUAUGGGGGUUAAAGUUGUCCUGCCUGUAUGA